Molecule: messenger RNA, 2202 nt
Organism: Carassius gibelio (silver crucian carp)
Lineage: Eukaryota; Metazoa; Chordata; Actinopteri; Cypriniformes; Cyprinidae
Product: alpha-1,3-mannosyl-glycoprotein 4-beta-N-acetylglucosaminyltransferase C-like
Exons: 5
Coding region: 231-1664 (477 amino acids)
Biological process (GO): protein N-linked glycosylation
Molecular function (GO): acetylglucosaminyltransferase activity
Source: RefSeq, a predicted model, not a curated record
GUUUGGUUCUUUCUUUGCUAUAGAAUGGGAAAUAGGUUUUCUGGAUACAUCUCCCUUUUUUACUUCCCACAUGGCUCAAAGGAUGCUGGGAAAUGAUUAAAGACAGGAUUCAGAUGAAAGUGUUCACUGAAGAUAACAAGCCAUUUUCUAUGGAUCCACUGAUCGUCAUCUCCUCAAACCAAAAGGCUCGUUCCUACAAGCACAUCUGAGUCCUGCAAGCAGAUUCCAUCAUGAGACUGGUGUUGAAGUACUUGGACAAGAUGAGAUGUUUCCGGAAACGUUCCACCAUUCCUUUUCUGGUGGCACUCAUUACCUUCCUGCUCUUCAUAAACCUCUACAUCGAGGAUGGCUACGUUCUGGAGGAAGACAAACGUCAGUUACGAGAAACCUCAAUGCAUCCGCUGAACUCAGAGCAUUAUGUUCAUACAUUUAAAGAAAUCACCAAUUUUUCUGGAACGAUCAAUGUGACUUAUCGGUACCUCGCUGGAACACCUUUACCUCGAAAGAAGUAUCUCACCAUUGGAUUGUCGUCUGUGAAAAGAAAGCGAGGAAACUACCUGCUGGAGACCAUCAAGUCUAUUUUUGACCAAUCUAGUUACGAGGAGCUCAAAGAGAUUGUUGUGGUUGUCCACUUGGCAGACUUUGACCUGGCAUGGUGCGAGAGCCUAGUUCAUGAAAUCUCAAGGAAAUUCGGCCACCAUAUCAUUGCAGGACGGCUGCUAGUUAUCCAUGCACCUGAGGAAUACUACCCAUCCCUGGAUGGGUUGAAGAGAAACUACAAUGAUCCGGAGGAUAGGGUACGCUUCCGUUCCAAACAGAAUGUAGAUUAUGCAUUUCUGCUAAACUUCUGCACCAACCUGUCAGACUUCUACAUGAUGUUGGAGGACGAUGUGCGCUGCUCUCGAAACUUUCUCACCGCCCUAAAGAAAGUGGUAGCUUCUAGGGAGGGAUCGUAUUGGGUGAUGCUGGAAUUCUCCAAACUGGGCUACAUAGGGAAGCUGUACCACUCACGGGACCUUCCCAGACUUGCCCAUUUCUUGCUCAUGUUCUAUCAGGAGAUGCCUUGCGAUUGGCUUCUUAUCCACUUCCGAGGCCUACUGGCUCAGAAGGAUGCGAUUCGCUUCAAGCCUUCCCUUUUUCAACACAUGGGCUACUAUUCCUCUUAUAAAGGGGCAGAAAACAAACUUAAGGAUGAUGACUUUGAAGAAGACUCCCUUGAUAUCCCAGACAACCCACCUGCCAGUUUGUACACAAACAUAAAUGUUUUUGAGAGCUAUGAUGCUGCCAAAGCUUACAGUAGUGUGGAUGAGUACUUUUGGGGCAAGGCUCCAUCCACUGGGGACUUUUAUGUAAUAGUGUUCAACAAGGCAACAAAAAUCAGCAAAAUCAAGAUCAUCACGGGAACGGAUGAUCGGCAGAAUGAUAUUUUGCAUCACGGAGCUCUGGAAGUGGGGGAGAAAUUAGUAGGAACUAAAAAGGGAAGGCAGUGCUCCUCUUAUAUAACUUUAGGGGAGUUUAAAAAUGGAAACAUUGAGGUUCAAGAUGUGGACCACAAGAUAGCGUUUGAUAUUGAGUGUGUUCGCAUUGUGGUAACAGCAAGUCAGAAAGAAUGGCUUAUCAUAAGAAGCAUAAGCCUCUGGACUAUUCAAGGUGCCGGUCAAUGAGAACUUUUUUGAACCGUAGCUAAAGGCACAAGUAUCUGUUUAUUUAUCUUUUUUAUUUAUUUCUGCAAUUUAUAAAUUAUUUAUUCACCUGAGAAAUUCACCUUUAUUUAUUCAAAUUUAUUCAGACUAAUUUAAAGGCAGUACAAUAUUUCACACAUCUAAGGCAUUUCAGUUAAUUCCAACAUGAACGAUUCAGACAAUAAAGAUAUAUAUAUAUAUAAUAUAUAUAUAAAAACAUUAAGAGUACUUAUUUGUUUCCCUCGUUUUUCAUUAUUAAUUCAUAAUGUGUACUCCUCAACAAAGAACUCUGAGAAGCUACUCUGUUUUGACUCUUCUUUGGCCAAGGUGUACACUGCACUUUUUGCCCCUUAUUUUCCUUAAACCAGACCUAUUUAUAUCAUUUUUAUUGAGAUUAAUUUUAACAACUUUUAUUAAACAUUUUUCUUGCUUGAAGCAGAGAUCUAUUAAGGUUUACAAAAGAAAAAAAUAUUUCCCAUUGAAGUAAGAUAAACUUAAAAUGAGAUGUUCCUGAUAAACA